Messenger RNA from Durio zibethinus, 3364 nucleotides. NCBI's taxonomy places the organism in Eukaryota, Viridiplantae, Streptophyta, Magnoliopsida, Malvales, Malvaceae. The record is from RefSeq and is a predicted model, not a curated record.
UAGAACAAGCCGCCCCACCACCCAAACGCUCUUCUUGGCCUUAAACAUUCUGCACGCUUAAUUUCAACGCCUUCCCACAAUCACAAACAAACAAUUUCUUCCUCUCUCACACUCCCACAACUUCCAUUCCUCUUUUAUAUAAAAAUUCUAGACCCCAAAUAUUUUCCACCAUUAACAAACCAAACGCCUCACUCUCAAAAAACAAUUAUGGCAAGCAAAGAGCCCGAUCACGAGCCCAGAGAAGACGAGGAAGCCCCCGUUGCCGAGGAUGAAGACACCGGAGCUCAAGUCGCCCCUAUCGUCAAGCUCGAUGAAGUUGCUGUCAGCACCGGCGAGGAAAACGAAGAUCCAAUGCUCGAUCUGAAGUCGAAGCUGUACCGAUUUGAUAAAGACGGGAAUCAAUGGAAAGAGAGAGGCGUUGGUACUGUGAAGCUGUUGAAGCACCAAGUGACCGGAAAAGUUCGCCUUGUUAUGAGGCAAUCUAAGACUCUCAAGAUCUGCGCCAAUCAUCUCGUGUUGCCGACUAUGACGGUGCAGGAGCACUCAGGGAACGACAAAUCGUGCUUAUGGCGCGCUUCUGACUUUGCAGAUGGUGAGCUGAAAGAUGAACUUUUCUGCAUUCGUUUUGCGUCUGUGGAAAAUUGCAAAGCCUUUGUGGAAAUGUUCCAAGAAGUUGCUAAGUCACAAAAACUGAAAGAGGAAAAUGAAGAUGGAUCUGCUGCUGCUGGACUACUUGAGAAGUUGAGCAUUGAGGAAAAGAAAAUUGAGGGUAAAGCUCAAGAGGAGAAGGCUGUUGCAGCGAAGGAAGAAACUGAGGGCAGUCAAGAUGUGCGUGUUCAUAAUGCUUUGGGUAAAAUUAUCCCAAAAAAUUCAUCAUCAAUGGUGAAGGAUCAAUCACCUUCCGUUUCAGAAGCCGUGCACAAGAUUCAACUCCACCUACUCGACGGAAUAGAAGACGAGAAACAACUAUUGGCCUCCGGUUCCCUUAUUUCUCGAAGCGACUACGAAGAUGUCGUAACGGAGAGGUCAAUUUCCAACAUUUGCGGUUACCCUCUGUGCCGAAACCCCUUACUGUCCAAACCUCAUCGAAAAGGCCGUUACCGAAUCUCUUUAAAAGAACAUAGAGUUUACGAUUUACAAGAAACUAACAUGUUUUGCUUCACCGAUUGCCUAAUUAAUAGCCGGGCUUUCGCUGGUAGUUUACAAGAAGAGAGGUGUUCGGUUUUGAAUCAUGAAAAACUUAAUGAGAUUUUGAGUUUGUUUGGGGACUUAGAUUUGGAUGAUGAGGGUUUGGGGAAGAAUGGGGAUUUAGGGUUUUCGAAUUUGAGGAUUAAAGAGAAGGGGGAAAUAAAAGCGGGGGAAGUUUUGUUAGUGGGUCCUUCCAAUGCUAUUGAAGGCUAUGUUCCACAAAGAGAGUUGAUUUCCAAGCCUUCACCUUCAAAAAUUAGCAAAAAUGAAGUGUUUGCCUCUAGUAUUUCCAAGCUGGGUAAUAGCAAAGGAGAUUUUUUUGUUAAUAAUGAGAUUGACUUUACUAGUGCUACGAUCAUGAACAAUGAGUAUACCAUUUCCAAGAAUACCAGUAGUUUUACACAGAGCCAAAGAAUGAAGCUGGGUAGUACAAAAGAAUAUUUUGUUACUAAUGAGAUGGAUUUUAAUUGUGAAAUAAUCAUGAAUGAUCAGUAUACUGUUUUGAAGACACCCUCAGGGUCAAGACAUAGUUGUUUUGGUUCAAAAGUGAAAGAAAUGGAAGGAAAAGGAAUUUGUAAAGACUUUGAGGAAAAAUGUCUGAUGUCAGGAUCCUCAUCUGCUUUGAGGGAAAAGGAUUCUAGCAUUGUAGAAUUGCCUCCAACAAGAAACAUCUACCAGAGUGGUCUGGAUACAAGUGCUGAAGCAAAGAAGGAAGCCCAUGCUAAUAAGGCAGCAACAUCAAGUGAGACUGUACUUAAAUCCUCUCUUAAAUCUGCAGGAGCAAAGAAACUUAAUCUCUCUAUUACUUGGGCUGAUAAUAAGAAAGUUGACAAUGCUCUUAAUGGCAACCUUUAUGAAGUUAAAGAAAUGGAUACGCUGAAAGGAGAUCCUGAAAUAUGUGGCAGUGCAGAAGAUGGUGAUGACGAAAAUAUGUUGCGAUUUGUAUCAGCAGAAGCUUGUUUGGCAUUGAGCAAGGCAGCAGAAGCUGUGGCAUUUGGAGAUUCUGAUGUCACUGAUGCUGUUUCUGAAGCUGGGCUUAUCAUAUUGCCAUGUCCAAGUGAGGCAGAAAAGAAGGAGCCUGUGAAGGAUGUUGAUGUGCUUGAACCAGAAACAGCCCCUGUAAAGUGGCCAACAAAAUCUGGGAUUCCACGUUCUGAUAUGUCUGACCCAAAGGACUCAUGGUUUGAUGCUCCGCCAGAAGGUUUCAGUUUGACUCUGUCAACUUUUGCAACCAUGUGGAAUGCUCUUUUUGAAUGGAUAACAUCAUCUUCUUUGGCUUAUAUCUAUGGAAGAGAUGAAAGUUUCUCUGAAGAGUACCUAACAGUCAACGGGAGAGAGUAUCCACAGAAGAUUGUCUUACAAGAUGGGUGUUCCUCUAAAAUUAAAGAUACUCUUGCUGGCUGUAUUUCUCGUGCUUUACCUGCUAUUGUUACUGAUCUCAGACUGCCAAUACCAAUAUCUACUUUGGAGCAAGGAUUGUGGCGCCUACUAGACACAAUGUCUUUUAUGGAAGCGCUUCCAGCAUUCAGAAUGAAACAGUGGCAAGUAAUUAUUCUUCUGUUUGUUGAUGCUCUUUCUGUAUCUAGAAUACCUGCCCUCACUGCACACAUGACUAAUGGGAGGACACUUCUUUAUAAGGUGUUGGAUGGUGCCCAAUUAAGUAUGGAAGAAUAUGAGGUUAUGAAGGAUCUCAUAAUACCACUUGGCCGAGCACCUCAUUUCUCUGCACAAAGUGGUGGUUGAUGUUAUAGUGAAGUCAUUACUCCAGCUCUUGCUGAUGGUAUUUGGAUAAUGUAUAUAACUCCCUUAUUUUUUUUUUCCUUGGAAGUUGUCAAAAAUUAUUCCAAGAUUCACUUAUGGACAUCCCAGAACUAUAAUUAGUUUGUUUUUGUCAAUGUAUGAUGGGAAUAUGGAAAUAUGCUAGUUGAAGGAUUGAAUUCUCUGGUGUUUUUAUUUUAUGGUUUUCUUUCCCACCCCAUUAGCUACCAUCACCUUCACUAUAAAUAUAAUUUGAUGCAAAAUCUAGGCACUGAUUUCUUCAUAUAUAUUCUUUUCUUUUAUUGAAAUAAGGAUUUGAGCUGAUAUUAUUAAUUAUAUAUAUCAAUAGCAGCAUUUGCUUGGUUUCUAGCUUACCCCUCAAUCUUGUUGAAUUUUUUCCCCCGAACCUCCUGUAUAC